AUGACCGGGCAGGACUCCAAGCUGGACGAGGUCAACCAAGCCAUGCGGGAGGAGCGGCUGAAGCGCCGGGAGGAGAAGCUUUCUGCGGAACAGGAGGUUGCCAUGCAGAGGGUGCGGGCCCCCCCGGGCCAGGCCUUGGUGGUGCGUGGAGAGCGUGGAGAAAGGAAGAAUCCCUACCAGACCGAUGACCUGGGCCUCUCGAUGUACACGAUCCCUCCCAACGAAGAAGUCAGCGUCCGCGAGUUCGAGGAUUUUACGGUGAACCGGCUCAAGCUUCUGCACCUUAUCGACAAGGCUUGCGGCGGCCGCAGCAAAGCCGGCACCAGUUCCGAUUUUCGACUGGAGAACAUGGGCUCCCUGAGGCCGCAGCUGGCACGAGACCUGCGCGAUUGUGGCCUGAGCCUAGGUUACCCUAAAGCGGAUCGCGUCAAUGGCUUCCUUCUCGAAAAGGCUGAGUUUCAGAGUCGAGACAACAUCUCCCACUUCGCCUUGCGCCUGGCCUUCUGCAAGAGCAACGAGGCUCGCGAGUGGCUGCUGAAGCAGGAGCAGCGCUUGUUCGUCUUGCGCUUCGAGGGCCUGAACACAGACGCAAAGGAGGCUUUCGUGGAGUCCACUGGCAUCCGCGCGCAGAGGUUCGAGGAGCCGUCCGAGGAGGGCCCUACGCUCGCGAUGCUCCAAAAAUGCACGGCUGGUGUGAAGACCUGGAGAGACGGGCGCGCGGAGAUGGAGCAGGUCUUCUAUGCGAUGCCCUUUACAGAGGUACCUCCGGCAUUUAUCGCAGGGAGAAGGGUAGUGAUCAAGAAGGGCAAGGCCUAUGUUCCUGCCAGCUCGCUUAAAAUGAUCGUGGCCAAGAAGUUCAAGGACCUCCUGGCAGCAAGCUUGGAUGUGGCCUUCCAAGGUAUCCACAUGGCCCUGGCCGAUCCGCGAGUGGGUCUCUUCUUGCGGCAGCUGCAGGAGAUGGGCAUGCAGCUGGUGCUGCCCAUGCGCACCUCUUCCACGGAGGAAGCCGGCGAGAAGCUGAGCCUCGGCAACUUCGAGGAACUCCUCUCCCGCUCCCUACCUCCCUGCAUGCGGCGGCUUGUAGAAAGGCAGCGGGAGACCAAGAAGCACUUGAAGCACGCAGGGAGGCUUCAGCUGCGACCCUUCCUGAAGGACUGCGGCUUCUCCUUCGAAGACUCCGUCAGCUGGUGGAAGCAGGAGCUGUGCCGCGAUCCAACCAUCGAUUCCGGGAAGUUCGACAAGAACUACAUGUACGAUCUCGAGCACGCCUACGGGAAGAAGGGCCAUUUGCAAGGUCAGAACUGCUGUGGCUGCGCGAAGCUAAUCGGGCUGCCUGGUGAAGCGGUUGGUCAGGUUCACGGCUGCCCCUUCAAGCAGAUGGAUCCCAAAGCCCUACAACAGCAGCUGCAGAGGUGGCGCGUGCCCUCAGCAUAUGUCGGCGAGAUCGAGCGGCUGAUCAAAGAAGGCAAGCGUUACCAGGAGGCCUGCAUCGAGUACUUCAAGUCGCAGCAUCCGAAUCAUGAGGGCGAUGGCGUUGGCAAUAGUCCCCUGGAUUUCUUCAAAGAGAGCUGUGUUUAUCACAAGAAGAAGGCCAAAGAUGCCGCGAAGGGAGAGUCGGCCGGCAGUCCGGCGCCAAUCGCCGCUCUGGUGCGCCUCAUGCCCGGUGAGGCGGUUGGUCAGGUUCACGGCUGCCCCUUCAAGCAGAUGGAUCCAAAAGCCCUACAACAGCAGCUGCAGAGGUGGCGCGUGCCCUCAGCAUAUGUCGGCGAGAUCGAGCGGCUGAUCAAAGAAGGCAAGCGUUACCAGGAGGCCUGCAUCGAGUACUUCAAGUCGCAGCAUCCGAAUCAUGAGGGCGAUGGCGUUGGCAAUAGUCCCCUGGAUUUCUUCAAAGAGAGCUGUGUUUAUCACAAGAAGAAGGCCAAAGAUGCCGCGAAGGGAGAGUCGGCCAGCAAUCCGGCGCCAAUCGCCGCUCUGGUGCGCCUCAUGCCCGGUGAGGCGGUUGGUCAGGUUCACGGCUGCCCCUUCAAGCAGAUGGAUCCAAAAGCCCUACAACAGCAGCUGCAGAGGUGGCGCGUGCCCUCAGCAUAUGUCGGCGAGAUCGAGCGGCUGAUCAAAGAAGGCAAGCGUUACCAGGAGGCCUGCAUCGAGUACUUCAAGUCGCAGCAUCCGAAUCAUGAGGGCGAUGGCGUUGGCAAUAGUCCCCUGGAUUUCUUCAAAGAGAGCUGUGUUUAUCACAAGAAGAAGGCCAAAGAUGCCGCGAAGGGAGAGUCGGCCGGCAGUCCGGCGCCAAUCGCCGAUACUUCGAAGCAGUGA
Symbiodinium sp. CCMP2592 is the source of this 2313-nucleotide messenger RNA. The record is from the annotation of a GenBank genome assembly. NCBI's taxonomy places the organism in Eukaryota, Dinophyceae, Suessiales, Symbiodiniaceae.